AUGGCUCCAACUCCAGAAUCGAUUGCGGCCGCAAAGCCGUCACUCACAUCAAACGACUCUGCUGUGCUUCAGGCUCUGUUCGACGCUGAAUCAUCUCCUUCUAACGGCAUCAAAACGGACUCGACUCUCCCUCAACUCCCCAAUAUCGCAGAUGCUGACGUCCAGUCGCUAAAAAAACGGGAGUUGGACGCUCUCCGACCCCUGCAGACCACCAACGAGAACCUAACACCGGAGAUAAUUCAAACGGCCAUAGCGCAGCUUUCGGGGAUUAUCGAAGAACACCCUAACUAUGCGCCAGCUUACCUAAAUCUGGCACAAGCUAUACGCCUGUCGAUCGACACUGGCUCCCAGAAUCAGCCGGACGGGCCUCAAACCACACCGGCACCUUCGAACCAACUGUUUGAUAAUUUGGCCAAAACAAUUGCUCUAUUGACCCCUUCGUCGUCCUCGGAUGCCAUCUCGCCUUUCCACUCUCGCAUCCUGGCCAAUGCCCACACCCACCGUGCAUACAUACUCUACAAGGCAGCUCGGUCGAAGGAUGAGAAGGAGAAGGAACACCAUCGACGAAACUUGCUACCACUACAGCUUCAGGAUGUCUCAGAUGAACGCCUGGAGGAACUUGCGAGCUAUGAUUUCCAGAUCGGUGGCCGGUGUGGCAAUGAGGCAGCCAAGCAGAUGGCUGUCGGCACCAACCCAUACGCAAAGAUGUGCGGUGCUAUUGUGAAAGAUGCCAUUCAAGCCGAGAUUGCCAAAUGGAAUGAAAGCCGGACAUGA
This is a messenger RNA of Trichophyton benhamiae CBS 112371, 774 nucleotides long. RefSeq lists its product as uncharacterized. The record is from RefSeq and is a predicted model, not a curated record. The coding region runs from base 1 to 774 and encodes 257 amino acids. The transcript has a single exon. Lineage: Eukaryota; Fungi; Ascomycota; Eurotiomycetes; Onygenales; Arthrodermataceae. Gene Ontology annotation, biological process: cilium assembly.